Ochotona curzoniae (black-lipped pika) is the source of this 1068-nucleotide messenger RNA. RefSeq names its product radial spoke head 14 homolog (gene RSPH14). Gene Ontology annotation, molecular function: protein binding. Lineage: Eukaryota; Metazoa; Chordata; Mammalia; Lagomorpha; Ochotonidae. The record is from RefSeq and is a predicted model, not a curated record. The coding region runs from base 1 to 1023 and encodes 340 amino acids. The transcript is spliced from 6 exons.
AUGGCCCGAGCUCAGAUCUCCAUGUACCUGCCACCUGACAUCAACCCCACCCAGGCACCUGUCGCCUAUGGCUGCCGGGCCCUGCCGAAGCUGAACCGGGAGCUGCAGUCGGAGGACCUACUGACCAGGCAGAAAGCCCUGGUGGCCCUGUGUGACCUUAUGCAUGACCCUGAGUAUGUCUUCGAGGCCAUCCACAUAGGCUGCCUGGAGAGCCUGAAGGCCUUGAUAAAAGACAGCGAUGACGUGGUGCGGAUCAAAACCACUGAGGUGCUCUACAUUAUGGCCACCCACAACGUGGGCAGGAACGGCUUUCUGGAGUGCGGCGUCAUCCUGGCCCUGUCCUCUCUGCUCAACGAGCCCCACCACAUCUGCCGGCGGAACCUGCACCAGGCUUACAAGCACCUGGCUGAGCUGCCUGCAGGGGCCCAAGGCAUCGUACGCAGCGGCCUGAUUCCGGCUCUCGUGUGGAAGAUGCAGAGGGAGGAGGAGGACAUUCAGGAGCUCAUCCUGGACACACUGGCCCCCUGCCUGCAGGUGGACGCCACCGAGGCCCUGAGCAGCCGCGCAGUGCCCUUCCUCAAGCAGAAGCUGCUCAGCGCCAACAAGGACAUCCGCAGCAAGGCUGCCCGCGUGCUCAUCGCCAUCAGCAUCCCAUUGGAGGGCAAGAACCAGGUGUGUCAGUAUGAUGUCAUCCCCAUCCUGGUGCACCUGCUCAGGGACAAGGACACGGAGGUACAGGCCAAUGCCGCAGGGGCUCUGAUGUACACCGUGGUGACCACUGAAGGAAAGUAUGCAGCCCUGGACGCCGAGGCCAUUCCCCCACUCAUGCAGCUGCUGUCCUCAGCCAAGAGCAAAGUGCGCCUGAAUGCCACCAAGGCCCUCACCAUGCUGGCCGAGGCCCCCGAGGGCCGCGCAUACCUGCAGUCCCAUGUGCAUGUCUUCCGCGUCCUCGAGGCGGAGCAGAAUGAGGCCAUAAAGCGUGCGGCUCAGAUCGCCAUCAAAGUCAUCGAGUGGAAGCCUUGAGCGCCUGCUGUGAGCCCAGUGUCAGAAUAAAAUGUGGAGUCAUUC